CGGUCUACUUGAAAAGAAAACAUUGCAAGCUUACCUACUUGAAGAUCCUUGAAGAACCUCAUUUUUUUUUUUUUGCAGAUUUUGCUGUGUAUUUUGCAGUAAUUAUGCAGGACAGAGGUACAUUUAUCAGCCCCUUUUACAGACCGCGGUGUCUGGCAGCAGCGGCGCCGGCGGGGAAAGCGAAAUUAACUCACCCGGGAAAGGCGAUCCUGGCAGGUGGAAUUGCAGGUGGCAUAGAGAUCUGCAUCACUUUCCCCACAGAGUAUGUUAAGACUCAGUUGCAACUGGAUGAGAGGGCCAAUCCACCCAAAUACAGAGGAAUAGGUGACUGUGUGAAACAGACAGUACAGAGUCAUGGUGUUAAAGGACUUUACAGAGGACUCAGCUCACUGCUCUAUGGAUCCAUACCCAAAUCUGCUGUCAGGUUUGGGGUGUUUGAGUUUCUCAGCAACCAUGCAAGGGAUGAGUCCGGUCGACUGGACAGCACCAGAGGCCUGCUGUGCGGGCUUGGAGCUGGGGUGAUGGAGGCCGUUUUAGUAGUCUGUCCAAUGGAAACUGUCAAGGUUAAAUUCAUUCAUGACCAGACUUCAGCCAACCCCAAAUACAAGGGCUUCUUCCACGGAGUCAGAGAGAUUAUCAGGGCACAAGGAUUAAGAGGGACAUACCAGGGUCUUACUGCCACCGUCCUUAAACAAGGCUCCAACCAAGCUAUUCGAUUCUUUGUCAUGACCUCUCUCAAGAACUGGUACAAAGGUGAUAACCCCAAUAAAGCUAUCAAUCCCUUGGUAACUGGAGCCUUUGGAGCCAUAGCUGGAGCAGCCAGUGUCUUUGGAAACACCCCACUAGAUGUCAUCAAGACAAGGAUGCAGGGUCUGGAGGCACAUAAAUAUAAAAGCACAAUGGACUGUGCUUUAAAGAUCAUGAAAUACGAAGGUUUGGCAGCUUUCUAUAAAGGAACAGUUCCACGGCUGGGCCGUGUGUGUCUGGACGUGGCCAUAGUUUUCAUCAUCUAUGAGGAGGUGGUGAAGGUCCUGAAUAAGGUCUGGAAGACGGACUGAGCCACUGGAUGUACAGAGAGGGCAACAGCUUCCUCAGGCAUCAGACACAGAUCUGAGUUUCUUCUGUAUCCCCAAAACCAUCUGCCGAAGGGUUGACAGAGAGCUGAACUUAGAUCAGUGUCAUAUGCUAACCAGGGAGUUAAAUGGCUCCCUGUCACCCGCAUCUGCACAGCUGCAGUGAAGAUCAAGGGUCAAUUUAACAAAGUGGGAUUAUAAAGUUAGCCAAAUAAUUGUGACAAAAGAUGCUUUAUGCACCAGGUCCUAAAUGUGAAGCAAAAUCUGAAUCCUAGGGUCAACAUCAGCCGCUUAUAAACAACCAGGAAUUUCAGCCUUUUUCAUGUUAUCUGGUUUAUUUUUAUGUAAACCUACUUUGUAAAAUACCCUCCUUCAGUGAUGAACACCAUUUCUAGUCAUUCACAGCUGUUUUACUGAUGUUUACUGUCAGUGUGCAGGUGUCGUACUGGAUUUCCGUCAGUGUUGCUCUCUGUCUCUUCUUGUGCCUAACAGAUUUAAAACCAGAGGAGCCAGACUGCAGCUGGUUGCAGUUUACAGUCACAUAAGCUGCAGUCACAUCCAUAACUAGGCCUUUAAUAGAAUAAUUUUACACUUAUAAUAUGCCAAUUAUUUUUAUAAAGUGUAGAUCCUAAUUUAGUUCAUUACCAGCAUUAUAUUUUUAUUUGUAAAAAAAUGAAAUAGAUUUUAUUCCUGUGCCAAAAGCCAAAUGUGUUACAAUAUAGCUGUGUGUUCAAAGUAAGAAUAUGCAGAAGUAGCUUAAUCAUGAAGAGAUGAACUAUCAUGACUUAUAUUGUGGCUUGAUAAAUCUAUUUAUUGAAAGUUGAAUGUUGAAUAUCGUGAGAGGCUAUUUGCUGUUUGUUUUCCUGUAAUCUGGUCUGGGUGUAAAGGUGUUUUAAGGUGUUAGGAAAGUAUUUUAUUGCUGUAUUUCACUGUGAGUCUAAAUGACCCAAUGACACUGAGUCAUAAAGACGAAGUAACCUCAGACCUCUUUUUCCCCUCCAGUGGAAGCACUACUACUCAUCAGAUCAUAUCCUAACACCAGGUGUAUACCAGUGGAUGGUCAUUUGUCUUCUGUUUACAUUAGAAGCAGCUUUCAAUCUGUGUUCUGCACACCAGUGGGUCCCAUUGUGGGGGUCAGGACCAGUGGGUUACAAAAUAAAUCUGAGGGUCAAGAGUUAAUUCACAAUAAUAACGAGAAAUCUGAAAGGAAUGAAAAACAGUAAUCUUCUGUACACAUUUCUGUUCAUUUCAGGAAAUCACUCUUGGGUUGUGACAUUAAUCUGCAUUUGUUUCAUUUACUGCAAAGUGUUCAUCCACCAAAAAUGUUGUACAUCACAGUCUGUUCAGAUCCAUAUCCUCCGUUUCAGUCAGGGUUUGUUUUUACUCACUCACGUGCCUUUUUACUCUUGUGUUACUUGAGAAAAAUCAUCAACCUAUCAUUGACCUAUUAAACUCUCCCUGUCUAUUUG
Larimichthys crocea (large yellow croaker) is the source of this 2542-nucleotide messenger RNA. RefSeq names its product tricarboxylate transport protein, mitochondrial. Gene Ontology annotation, cellular component: mitochondrion. Gene Ontology annotation, molecular function: citrate secondary active transmembrane transporter activity. The coding region runs from base 105 to 1058 and encodes 317 amino acids. Gene Ontology annotation, biological process: mitochondrial citrate transmembrane transport. The transcript has 9 exons. The record is from RefSeq and is a predicted model, not a curated record. Lineage: Eukaryota; Metazoa; Chordata; Actinopteri; Sciaenidae.